UCCCAGUCUACUCCAGAUCGUUGCUCUGUGCGCGCUGCCCUGGGAGUAAGUGGCUGCUGACUUGCGCACAGUAAUGAAGUGCUAGGGCUGCUGUUGUCCGACAGCUUGGAACUUAGCCAGCCGGUUCUCUCAGGCUGGCACGUGCUGGGCAUUGGGAACUUUUGACUUCUUCUUUGGAGUGAUAAACUAGAUGACCCCCGCCCCCACCUCUCGACCCCUACGGGUUAGGGAAACGUUCAGCAGAAAACCAGGACUUAUAUUAAACACUGGACCAUCUUCUCCUAGGAAGUAGGGUCAUUCCCCCUCCCAAAUUAGCCAUGGCACUGCCUCCACCUUCUGCCAAUGACUCCUGCACUUCCGAAAAGACUUUCUAAUUGUGGCUCCCAACUCUGUUCUGUUAGGAAAUCCGUGGGUUGCAUGUAACGCGCGCUCUCUCUCUUGCUCUCUCUCUGGCUCUCCCUCUCUCUUUCUCUCUCUCUCUCUCUCACACACACACACACGCUCCCUUUAUCUGGAGACGCACCAAUAGCCAUUUAAUGGGUGAAAAAGUUAGAGAUUAAACCAAUAUGAGCGAUCAUAGCUGUUCAUAGCAGUGCCCUGUUCAGCACAGAGUGGAGCCCAGUGAAAAUCUCUGCAGGCAUGGAGUCGGUAAAACAAAGGAUUUUGACCCCCGGCAAAGAGGGAAUGAAGAAUUUUGCUGGGAAAUCUCUCGGUCAGCUCUACAGAGUCCUAGAGAAGAAACAGAAGCCUGGGGACAACAUCGAACUGACAGAAGAUGGGAAACCCCUGGAAGCGCCCGUUAAGAAAGCCCCAAUGUGCGACUGUGCCUGCUUUGGGCUCCCCCGGAGGUACAUCAUUGCCAUCAUGAGUGGACUGGGAUUCUGCAUCUCUUUUGGAAUCCGUUGUAAUUUGGGAGUAGCCAUCGUGGAUAUGGUCAAUAACAGCACCAUACACCGAGGAGGAAAAAUUAUUAAAGAGAAAGCGAAGUUUAAUUGGGACCCUGAAACAGUUGGCAUGAUCCAUGGCUCUUUUUUCUGGGGAUAUAUAGUCACUCAAAUCCCUGGGGGAUAUAUAGCAUCCAGACUAGCAGCUAACAGGGUGUUUGGGGCUGCUAUAUUGCUGACCGCCACACUGAAUAUGCUAAUACCAUCUGCUGCUAAGGUGCAUUAUGGGUGUGUCAUCUUUGUCCGGAUCUUGCAGGGCCUUGUAGAGGGUGUCACUUAUCCUGCCUGCCAUGGGAUAUGGAGCAAGUGGGCCCCUCCUUUAGAAAGAAGUAGGCUAGUAACCACUUCUUUUUGUGGUUCCUAUGCAGGAGCUGUUAUUGCAAUGCCUUUAGCUGGGAUUCUAGUGCAAUAUACUGGAUGGUCUUCUGUGUUUUAUGUGUAUGGGAGCUUUGGGAUGGUCUGGUAUAUGUUUUGGCUUUUGGUGUCAUAUGAGAGUCCUGCAAAGCACCCAACGAUCACAGACGAAGAGCGCAAAUACAUAGAGGAGAGCAUUGGAGAGAGUGCCAACCUCCUAGGUGCAAUGGAAAAAUACAAGACUCCAUGGAAAAAAUUUUUUACUUCUAUGCCUGUCUAUGCAAUAAUUGUUGCAAACUUCUGUAGAAGCUGGACUUUUUAUUUGCUGCUUAUUAGUCAGCCUGCUUACUUUGAAGAGGUGUUUGGGUUUGAAAUAAGCAAGGUGGGUAUGUUAUCUGCUGUGCCGCAUUUAGUGAUGACCAUUAUUGUGCCUAUCGGGGGACAGAUUGCAGAUUUCCUAAGAAGCAGGCAAAUUCUUUCAACCACUACCGUGAGAAAGAUAAUGAAUUGUGGAGGUUUUGGUAUGGAAGCAACUCUUCUUCUGGUGGUGGGGUAUUCUCAUAGUAAAGGAAUGGCUAUUUCAUUCUUAGUACUCGCUGUGGGCUUCAGUGGAUUCGCCAUAUCCGGAUUCAAUGUCAACCAUUUAGAUAUAGCCCCAAGAUAUGCCAGCAUCUUAAUGGGAAUUUCUAAUGGAGUUGGGACAUUGUCUGGAAUGGUUUGCCCUAUAAUUGUUGGAGCAAUGACGAAGCACAAGACACGUGAAGAAUGGCAGUAUGUCUUCCUUAUUGCUGCUUUAGUGCAUUAUGCAGGAGUUAUAUUCUAUGGCAUAUUUGCUUCAGGAGAGAAACAACCUUGGGCUGACCCUGAACAGACAAGUGAAGAGAAAUGUGGUUUCAUUCAUGAAGAUGAACUUGAUGAAGAGACAGGGGACAUUACUCAGAAUUACGUAAAUUAUGGUACCACUAAGUCUUAUGGUGCUACGACCCAGGUCAAUGGUGGUUGGCCAAAUGGGUGGGAGAAGAAAGAAGAAUUUGUACAAGAGGAAGUCCAAGACUCAUUCAGCCAUAGGGAAAGAGAAGAUUAUUCAUAACAAAUCUCAAUAUUGGAUAUAUUUUGUAGUGUUUGUGAUUAAAUUCAUUGUGAUUGUUUGCACACAAAGAAUGUGGUAUAAA
This is a messenger RNA of Mauremys reevesii (Reeves's turtle), 2470 nucleotides long. It is a transcript of the gene SLC17A6, whose product is annotated as solute carrier family 17 member 6. Gene Ontology annotation, cellular component: excitatory synapse; synaptic vesicle membrane. NCBI's taxonomy places the organism in Eukaryota, Metazoa, Chordata, Testudines, Geoemydidae. The transcript is spliced from 12 exons. Gene Ontology annotation, biological process: transmembrane transport; regulation of synapse structure or activity; synaptic transmission, glutamatergic. Gene Ontology annotation, molecular function: L-glutamate transmembrane transporter activity; neurotransmitter transmembrane transporter activity. The record is from RefSeq and is a predicted model, not a curated record. Bases 640 to 2388 code for a protein of 582 amino acids.